UGGGGAGAGAGGCAAGGUCACAUGGUCACAGACAUAGGGCACCAGCUGUGAGCAGUAAAACAGAAGCUGCUUAAGAGCUUGUAACAGGGAGAAAGGGAAGGCUUCUCUGAAGAAGGGAGGAUUUGAUCUAUGACCUGAAGGAGGAAGACCUCACCAGUGUUCCAGGAGGAAGAAACAGCUUGAGCAAGGGCCCUGUGGCAGCUGGAGGAAGGGGUUCAAUGAAAAACUGCCAAAAGGCCACUGAGGCUGUUGGGAGACUAGGCAGAAGGAAUGAGGAGGCAGAGCGAGGCUGCGAUGAAAGCUGUCCCCUGACACCAGCCCAGCCCACCUCACUGUGUAGCCAUGAGAGCUGCCUACCUCUUCCUGGUAUUUCUGCCUGCAGGCCUGCUGGCUCAGGGCCAGUAUGACCUGGACCCGCUGCCUCCAUUCCCAGACCAUGUCCAGUACACCCACUAUAGCGACCAGAUUGACAACCCUGACUACUAUGAUUAUCAAGAGGUGACUCCUCGGCCCCCCGAGGAGCAGUUCCAGUUCCAGUCCCAGCAGCAAGUACAGCAGGAAGUAAUCCCAGCCCCCACCUUAGAACCAGGAAAUGUAGAGACGGAGCCCACAGAGCCUGGGCCUCUGGACUGCCGCGAGGAGCAGUACCCGUGUACCCGCCUCUACUCCAUACAUAAGCCUUGCAAACAGUGUCUCAACGAGGUCUGCUUCUACAGCCUCCGCCGCGUGUAUGUGGUCAACAAGGAGAUCUGUGUCCGCACAGUCUGUGCCCACGAGGAGCUCCUGCGAGCUGACCUAUGUCGUGACAAGUUCUCCAAAUGUGGCGUGAUGGCCAGCAGCGGCCUAUGCCAGUCCGUGGCCAUUGCCUGUGCUAGGAGCUGCGGGGGCUGCUAGGGUGGAGCUGGCACCCCAAGCCCUGGCCCCUCCUCGGAUCUGGGGCCCUUCGGCUCUACCUGACCUGGUGCUUUUCUCCCCAGCCCAACAUUCCUUUUAUUCUGUAAAAAGUUAGUGGACUGUAGCCCUGGGGGGUUGCCUCAGGCCCCUCCCCAGCCUGUGGCCACCCCUGGGGCACAAGGGGGUGCUCCCCAAUGCCCAGUCUCGCCCCCAGGUGGGGGACAUCCCAGGCCUCUCUACGGGGUCUGGGCCCCUGACGUGCCUUCUCAGUCCCUCUGAGGACAGUCCCCCACUCCAGGCCCACCUCCCCCCAAGGUAGGCUCUGACCCUCACCCCAGCUGGUCUGCUUGGAUUUCCUACAGCCCCUGGGCAUAGAUCACCUUUGUUUUAUACAAAAUUAAAAACAGGUUUUUACAAAA
Messenger RNA from Camelus dromedarius (Arabian camel), 1313 nucleotides. RefSeq names its product microfibril associated protein 2 (gene MFAP2). Gene Ontology annotation, biological process: embryonic eye morphogenesis. The record is from RefSeq and is a predicted model, not a curated record. NCBI's taxonomy places the organism in Eukaryota, Metazoa, Chordata, Mammalia, Artiodactyla, Camelidae. The transcript is spliced from 9 exons. The coding region runs from base 343 to 894 and encodes 183 amino acids. Gene Ontology annotation, cellular component: microfibril.